AAUUUUCGUUUCUGUUCUCCCCCUCUUCUGUUUUCAGAUUUUCUGUUUAUGAAUCAUAGUUUAAUAACACAUAACACACCUUGUAGCUGAAUUGAAAGUUUUAGGACAGAUCGAGCCAAAACUUCCUCGUUGACUAUAUAAUCUCAUUCCUCUUAGAGACAUAAUUCAGAAGAAGCAAGAGAAUCAAGGAAAGAAGAAACAGCCAAACCAAAAAUAGUUUGAAGAAAGUUAUCUAAGAGAGAUGGCACAGCAUAUUGAGAUUACCCCACUGCUUGAUCAAACUCCUCCAAAUGAAGCUAGUAAAGAUGAGUCGCCAGCUCGCCCGCGGUUGCUAAAGCCUUCACCCACUGCCGCUACUUCUUUCUUCGCCUUUGCCGUCGCCAGUCAUCAAGUGAUACAAGAAGGUGGGAAAGCGGAUUAUGUAAUCGAGAUAAGGACAGCAGAUCAAACAAAUGAAUCAACAAAUCAAGUCUUUGAUGAAGGAUCAUCUACCAUAUUUAAAGUAAAUGUGGGGCUAUGUGAAUCAAAUCCAGAUGCUUAUAUCCCAAAGUUGAUCUCCAUUGGUCCUUACCAUAAAAAGAAUCCGAGACUUCGCUCGAUGGAAAAAUAUAAACUGCGUUACCAACAACGAUUUCUGCAGAGGAAAGCAUGGAGAGAUGUGGAGUAUUACAUUAGUGAAAUGGAGAAACUAAAGGAUGAAGCACUAAAGUGUUACGAUGAUAUAGGGGACCUUGAAAGUGAUAUUAUUAGCAAAUUUUCAGAUUUGCUGUUACUUGAUGGCUGCUUCGUGGUUGAGUAUAUCCGAGAGUUUUACGAAGGGGUGCCAGAAGGAGAAGACAAGAUUAUCGACGCGGCUUGGAUGGAAUCUCUAGUAGAUCGUGACUUAUUGUUACUAGAAAACCAACUUCCUUUCUUUAUCCUCGCCAAACUUCACGAGAUGACUAAGGAUCCUACAGACGCCCCAUUUAUACAGAUGGUGAAAUACAACUUUGGUAGUAGUUUACCAAAAGUGACUCCUAAAUUCAUAAAUGCAACUGAUGAUGAUGAUGCCGAAGAAAUCAAACAUUUACUUCAAGUAGUACACAUGUGUUGUUGCCCUUCAGAGAUGAACACUGGCCUAACUAGGAAUAGCAGAAAGAAAAAAGGAAGUAGCAAGAAAAGCUGUAACUGGAAUCCUUUGCGAAUUGGUAAGUCCAAAAAGAAGUUUAAAACUAAGGACGGCGACUUAUGGCACGAUCGCAUGCGAAGUGCAACAGAACUUGAUGAAGCUGGAAUUCGCUUCUCAAAUGUUGGGAAAAUUUAUAGAAAGUUGAACAAAAACAACAAAGAGGAUGCUAUAAGUUUAUUUGAUAUCAAAUUCAAUAACGGAUUGCUUGAAAUCCCUUGUUUUGAGGUCGUUAAUAGUACAGAGACUAUUCUGAGAAAUCUCAUUGCCUACGAACAACACUCAUCUGAUGUGCAUCCGAAAUAUUUCACGGAUUAUGUAAUCUUUAUGGACCAUCUUAUUAACUCAGGCAAAGAUGUGAAUUUGCUUCGGUUGAACGGAAUUAUCAGAAAUAGGAUAGGAGAUGACGAAGAAGUGGCUAUCAUGUUCAACAAACUAGGAGAAGGUGUCAUCCCUUCAACUGAUUUCUUUUACAAAGUGGAAUGCAGAAAAGUGAUUGAGCAUUGUGAAAAACCAUGGAAUGAAAACAUGGCAAGUUUGAGGCAUAAUUAUCUUAAUAGCCCUUGGGCGAAAAUUUCAACUGCGGCAGCCAUCAUUCUCCUUCUGCUUACAGUUGCACAAACAGUUCUAGCUCUCAUCAGUACUUUAAAGUAGUCGAUCGGUAUAAUUAUAUUCUAUCGUUUAUUGAUUUUGUAAUGGCUUCAGGUGUUUCCUCACUGUUCCGUUCAAUGUACUUGUGUGUUUGCUCUAUAAUUUUUGCAUAUAGAUAAUGAUAUAGUGUAUAGUAUAAGCAGA
Messenger RNA from Nicotiana tabacum (common tobacco), 1960 nucleotides. RefSeq names its product UPF0481 protein At3g47200-like. The record is from RefSeq and is a predicted model, not a curated record. NCBI's taxonomy places the organism in Eukaryota, Viridiplantae, Streptophyta, Magnoliopsida, Solanales, Solanaceae.